This is a messenger RNA of Numida meleagris (helmeted guineafowl), 1644 nucleotides long. RefSeq names its product T-cell surface glycoprotein CD8 alpha chain-like. NCBI's taxonomy places the organism in Eukaryota, Metazoa, Chordata, Aves, Galliformes, Numididae. The transcript is spliced from 6 exons. The record is from RefSeq and is a predicted model, not a curated record. Bases 62 to 775 code for a protein of 237 amino acids.
GCUGCCUAAAAAAGUUAAGAGACAGAGAUCACCCGCGCUGCGCUGCACCGCCCCGAGGACGAUGGCCGCGUCUCCUGCACUGCUCCUCCUGCUCAGCCUCACGCUCUGCUGCACCGGGGCCAAGGGACAGAGGAACUGGAUGGUGGCCAGGUUCCUCGACAGGAAUAUGAAGCACCCCAAGGAGGGACAGCGGCUGGAGCUGGAGUGCCUGCAUUAUGACAGGGACAGUGGUGUCUCCUGGGUCCGACAGGGCAAGGAUGGGAUCCUUCACUUCAUCGUUUAUACUUCCACGUUAUCCCGGACCACCUUCCCGGGGAAUGAGAGAACAUCUUCGAGAUUUGAAGGGUCAAAACAAGGCAACUCCUAUCGGCUGGUGGUGAAGUCCUUCACUGCACAGGACCAGGGGACCUAUUUCUGCAUCGCCAACAUCAACCAGGUGCUGCACUUCAGCUCUGGACAACCUGCCUUCUUCCCAGUCACAACAACGACAGCAGCACCCACCACACCCGCUGCCACCACCCGCAGCAGCCACGUCACCAAGAAGGACAUCUGCCUGCACAGCCCAGAUCCAGGAACAAGCAAGGAGAUAUUGCUGAAUUUCUACUGUGAGAUUUUCAUCUGGGCUCCCCUUGCUGGCAUCUGCCUCGUGCUUCUUGUAGCUCUGAUCAUCACCAUCGCGCUCUGCCAAAAGACCAGAAGACGACGAUGCAGGUGUAAGAGACCUCCAAACGGGAAGCCUGGCACAAAACCCAGCAUGCCAACCCGACACGUGUGAGCAGCUGCACCGCCCGGCCGCGGGUCGGCAUCUGGGAGCCACCGCUGCCAAAGGCCAUCUCCCACGUCACCCACACAGCUACUUCUCAUGCACGCUAUCCUGAGAAAUCCAAAAAGACAGCGAAGGAGCAGUCACACACAGCCAGCACCUCCCUGAAGCACAGCUCUUACCAGAACCGGAGCUUUUCCAUCGGAUUCCGAAGGCCCAGCAGCACCUUUAGACCCAGGGUAGCUCUGCAGUUCGGGCAGAAGCAAGAGGUCAGUCCUGAUGCAAACACACCCACGGGUGAUACGAGGAUGAGAAAUAAGGAUAUUGACUGGACACCUUUUUUUGGGGUGCUGUGCAGCCCCCUCAAAGUUUCCUACAGUCACAGAAUGGCUUCGGUUGGGAAGGACCUUGAAGACCAUCGAGCCCCAGCCAUGGGCUGGGUGCCCCCAUGGGGUCAGGCUGCCCGGGGCCCCAUCCAACCUGGCCUCGAGCAAAGUUUCAUCUCAUAGAACAUAGGGCUGCACUGACAAAGCACACACGGAUAUAAGGGCUGUGCUCUAGGGGGUUUUUACACUCCUGCAGGCUGAAGUUUCCUAUCUCCCCUUUGCUCCCCUCAUCCUGCUGCUAGCCCCACGUCCACUGCACUCAGCAUUUCAGUCUGAGCACGGAGUGGGACUUCCCUCCUUUCUGGAAUAAAUGGAUGAGUAUAAAUGAAUAGCCUUUGUUACUUGUUUUGGCUGAGCAGGACUUUCAGCAUACUUGGGGCACUCUGACUGAGAGAUCUGCUUAUUUUUUCAGCUCCGUGCCUGAUGUAAAUAUUUCCCUAUUACACCGACACGUCAACAUCUGAGAUAAAAUAAAGCCAUGUUUCCAGCCAUGAU